Molecule: messenger RNA, 3064 nt
Organism: Poecilia latipinna (sailfin molly)
Lineage: Eukaryota; Metazoa; Chordata; Actinopteri; Cyprinodontiformes; Poeciliidae
Product: sodium/potassium/calcium exchanger 1-like
Exons: 6
Coding region: 513-2150 (545 amino acids)
Biological process (GO): long-term synaptic potentiation; long-term synaptic depression; calcium ion transmembrane transport
Cellular component (GO): plasma membrane
Molecular function (GO): calcium, potassium:sodium antiporter activity; calcium channel activity
Source: RefSeq, a predicted model, not a curated record
GACCACUCUCACAAAAUACACGAAAACGCCACGCCCGAUAAAACCCCGAAAAAAAUCUUAUCGACUUCCUGUUGGUGAAUCCUGUUCUUUUUUAGUGUGACAACAAAUUUUGCAAAGGUACGAAGGAACGUAACUGCCAGCACCCACUCGGCAACCAACUCGGCAGCGACUGUUUAGUGAAGUUGGUAAGAACCGACAUUUGGAACUGUUCAAAAACGUUUCACUGUUUGUCCUGCAGAUGGCGCCGAUUUAGUAAAAGACUAUUUUAUCUGCGACAUCUCCUAAAGUUGCUUUUUUCCUUGUUUGUAUUAUCUGAAAACUUGCUUGAAUGUCAUCCUUGAUUUUGUAAUCUGAAGAAUAGAGGAAAAACGUUUGCCCCUAACACAUAAAGACCCAUACCCAAAUAAGACAGCAGGAAAUGUGGAUCUUUUAACUCUGGGGUUUGGGGUUUUAUUAAAGACAUUUUUUAUUUAUUUUUUUUUUUUUUUUGAGCUAAGCAAGUGAAUCACAAGAUGGAGACUACAAGAUGUCGGUCUCCGCAGCUGAUUGUUUUUGCUGUUGUCUUCCUUGGUACCCUUCACAAUUGGAUCGUUGGUGCUGAACUCACUUUUACUUUGCCUCACAUGGUAGACGAUUUUGAAAAGACUACAGAUCACGCAACGGAGGAAUUUCCUGUUCAACAUUCUACAUAUUCAACUCCAUAUAAAGAAGGACCUGAACAUAAAUCUUCAUUUUUGGAUCCAAUAGAUGAUCACCAUCCUUCAUCGGAGACAUCCAUAGCUGAUCCAGCCUCCCGUGUCCGACGGAUAAACACGAUAUACUUUAGUGAUCUUUUUUCUAUUGAGGAUCGGAGACAUGGAUGGGUGGCCCUGCAUGUUUUUGGGAUGAUCUACGUUUUUGUGGCACUUUUAAUUGUGUGUGAUCAAUUCUUUGUUCCUUCGCUGGGGGUCAUCAUGGAAAAGCUGGCCAUCUCAAAUGAUGUUGUUGGAGCCUCGUUCAUGGCUGCAGGAAUAGCCGUCCCAUGGUUCAUUACCAAGCUAAUCCAAGUCCUCUACUAUCACUACAAUUUAACUGUGAACAUUAACCCAACUAUUGGCGCUACAGCUUUCAAAAUGUUGUUUGUGAUUGGAACAUGUGCCAUGUUUUCUGCAAAGGUUCUCCCUCUACGUUGCUGGUCAUUUUUCAGAGACUUAUCAUUCUACAUGCUUGGCUUCAUUCAACUGAUCAUUUUCUUGUCGGAUAGUGUUGUCGCAUGGUGUGAAAGUGUGAUUCUGGUAACCGUUUUUGUACUCUACAUCACCUUUUUGAUAUAUGAUGAGAAUGUGGAACAAAUAAUGAAGACCCAACUCCAGAAAAUCAAAGGGGUGAUGAAAGCUUCAUUUGUGAAGAAAUGCAAAAAGGUGCUCCCGAUAGAGCCCCAGGUGUGUACACCUGAAGGUGAGAAUGAUGCACAAGGCCCUGGAGACUGUGAUGAGGAAUGUGGCAAUGAAAACAAUGGCGGAUGCAAUGAAAAGAAGUUUGUUGAGAGCAAAUUGCUACAAGGAGCUACAUCUCUGUCUUUACGAUGGCCUGACAAAUGGCAGGAACGAGCCGCCUACAUUAUCCUGUUGCCAAUCAUCCUUCCUCUGUGGCUCACACUUCCCAGUGUUCAUAAUCAGAAAGCCAGAAAAUUCUUUGUGCUGACCUACCUCGUUUCCAUUGUGUGGAUUGGGAUCUUCUCCUACCUUGAGAGGUGGUGGGCUCAUCAGGUGGAUGAGACGUUUGGUGUGAUGGGUCCUAUGACAUUCGUGGGAGCACUGAUGUCCAGCUCUGAUUUUAUAACUAGCCUAAUAGUGGCUCGUAAAGGCCUUGGAGACAUGGUUGUGUCCGGUAAUUUGGGCAGUAACAUCCUUACUAUGACUCUAUUUCUUCCAGUGGAAUGGUUCCUCUACUCAGCCAUCCAUGGUUUCUCCCCUGUAGCUAUCUCGACUGAAGGCCUCUUCUGUGUCAGUUUCCUCCUCUUCGUCAUCCUCCUUGCUGCUGUCAUCUCCAUUAUAUCUUUUAAGUGGAGGAUGAAGAAACUGCUUGGCCUCACCUUGGUCCUUCUCUACCUUAUUUUUAUUGUCAUUAGCAUAUUGAUGGUGUUUCAAAUCAUUAUAUGCCCUGUGUAAAAAAAAAAAAAAAAAAAAAAACUCGAAAUAUGUUUAUGUAUUUUCUUGGAUUCUUCUCUAUAAAACGGAUCCAUCCUGACAUCUAUCAGGGUUUAAGGAAAGAAGUUUAAAAGAGUUAGCGUGAUAAUCAAAUUAUUAUCAAUAUACCAGCUGAAUACAUUUCAUGAAUAUAAAUAUAUAUUUUAGCUGUUAAAUAAUAACAUAGGUGCCGUUUUAACAACAAACUUGGCCCCUAGUGAAAAAGUAAUUGUCACUUUUCCUAAUUGAAGGCAACUGCCAUCAGUUGUUUGCAGGAACUGGCAGAGAGUCUUUCAUUGCUGAUGAGAAAUUUUGGUCCACUCCUCUUUAAAUGGUUGCUUUAAUUCAGCAGUAUUACAGAAGCAUUGAUCACGAUUAGCCUCGUUAUGGUCAUGCCGCUGCAUCUCAAUCCAAUUUAGGUUCAAACUUUCACUAGACUACUCCAAAACCUUCAAAACAUCCCAUACCAUUCAGAGGUGGACUUGCUAGUGCACCAUUGUGCCUUAUGUAUACAGCCUAAGUUCACUUAUGCUAUCUACCUUUGUCUCAUCAGUCCAAACCAGUCUUUUCUUUCUUUAGAUCAAGACAUGGAUGUGUUGUUUUUGGAGAACUUAUUUUUUGUUGUCAGACAUGUUUUUGUUAAAGUGCUUUGUUGAUUCUACAGGCCUCCAUGUAAAACUGUAAAAUUAAACAACCGAAAAAUAGGAUCAAUAACAGUUAAUUCAUGACUCAACUAAAGGCAGUGAUUACUUUUUUGUUUUACAUAGGCCGAGCUUUGAUAGCUUUUUCCCUUAGUAAAAGGGAAAAUCAUUUCGCUUGCACUCUAGUUGUCUCAGUCAGAUCUUCUAAUUUACAUCAUGAUGUGAAACGUUAUAUUGUGACUAAAAAUGCAAAAA